Cyprinodon variegatus (sheepshead minnow) is the source of this 1426-nucleotide messenger RNA. Its product is annotated as putative nuclease HARBI1. NCBI's taxonomy places the organism in Eukaryota, Metazoa, Chordata, Actinopteri, Cyprinodontiformes, Cyprinodontidae. The transcript is spliced from 2 exons. The coding region runs from base 103 to 1170 and encodes 355 amino acids. The record is from RefSeq and is a predicted model, not a curated record.
AGUAUUAUUUUGGUUAGCUCCUAGCAUGGUAGCCAUUGUGUAGAAUACAUGUUUUUUUUUUUUUUAUAAUUAAUUUAUUAGUUUGUCAGACCAAAGACGGACAUGGCCUUCCCGGCGCCAAUAUGGCUGGCAGUUCAGGAGGAGCUGCUGGGAAGCAUCGAGCCUGAGGAGGACUACGGAUCCCGGAGCUGCUUCGACGGUUUCACGGACGAAGCUUUGUUUGAGACCUUCCACCUCUCCAGACCCUGCAUCGCUUUCAUCACAGAAGCCGUCCGCGUUCGCCUCAAGUCGGCCGCCUUUAAAAGGAGUCCGCUGCCCGCGGAUGUAAUGCUCAUGGCAGCGCUGAACUACUACGCUCACGGCCUGUUCACCCCAGCCGUGCAGCAAAAGGUUCCUCCUGUCAGCCUCACCGCCGCACUCAGCGCCGUCUCCGGCGUCAUUGCAGGAAUGUCCGAUGUUUUCAUCUCCUUCCCGCUGACCGUUGAAGCCAGAAGCAGGACCGCGUCCAAGAUACAGGAGCUGUGCGGGAUUUCCGACGUCCUGGGAGUCCUGGCCCCAGCGCACUUUAAGAUCAGAGCCUCUCCCUACGACAAACCAUCGUUCAAGUCUUUUAUUAACGUCAUGGGUUACACAUCGGUGGUGAGCCAGUUCAUCUGCGACUGUGAGGGCAACAUCCUGAGCGUGGAAAAAUGCUGCGUGGGCAGCACGUUUGAACAGGAGUUAUGGGACUCCUCGUUUAAAGGGAGGGAGGUGGAGGAAGAUCUUCAUGGAGCAUUUUGGUUUAUUGGUGGAAAAGGCUACAAGCUAAGCAAACAUGUCUUGACUCCUGUGUCGGAGCCGAUGAGCAUCAGGGAAGUCCGUUUCAACGAGGCCCAUGCAAAGAUGGACAAAGUCAUGCAGAAGAUGCUGUGUUCCAUGAAGACGCGUUUCAGGUGUCUGCAGCAGCUUGGCUUUGCUGAGGAAACCUCUUUGAACAAGAAGUCGAACAUUAUAAAGGCGUGCAGCGUGCUGCACAACAUCGCUAAAAAGUUCUCAGUUCCUCUUCCACCUGCCGCCGGAAAGGAAGAGCUUCCAUAUCCAGGCAAGCCGUAUUCAGCUCCAAUGGAGAUCAACCAUGAGGCACUAAGAGCCCGACAGGAACUGAUUGACAGAAACUUCCCCAACUGUUAAGGGUGAUUUUGCACCAACCAUCUAAAAGAGGAUGUGUAAGAUUGUUAUCUGCCGUGCAAGCAAGCAGAAACAGGACAUAUUUAAUGCAUUUUCUCUUAUCUGGAGUUAUUUUUAUAUGUAAUUCUACUUUGUUUUUAAAUGGCUGAGAAGGGUGUGUAUCCUCUCCACAGGAAAAAAAUACAAGGUCGGUUUUUUUUGCCUUUUGACAUCACUAAAGACAAUAAAUUGUUUUCAUGUAUUUAUACAACAUCCACUA